UUUUAGUAAGAUGAACUACAGCAACAGCAAGCACAACAAGUCAAGUAGUCCUAGUUCUGCGCCAGUGGAACAUCACACUCGCUAUCAACAAAACUACAACAAUGGAGUACUACAUUCGCCAAGAACUAGGACAGGAGCAACUACAGGUGCGGGACCUUCCUCGCCCGCAUCGGCUUUGGUCCUAGUAACGUCCGUCCUUCAGCGGCAACUGGAGCAGGUCGAAGGAGCCGCUCGUGAGCUGGAGCUUUCUUCUAGCUCCUUUUUACGCAGCGAUGAUGCAGAGCGAUUUAGUGCGCAAGCCCGUGUGCUCCGAGACGCAAUCGAUAGACAGUUGAAGACGCCGUUGAUGCACUUCUUGAUGUGCGACUACAGAGCAAUGAUGCAGCAUGUGAAGAAUGACCCAGCUGCUAGUAGUACUACACCAGGCCGCCUUGUGGAUCAGCCUUAUUCCUCAGGAGGUGGAGCAGACUUAUUGGUCACCAGCAAUCAUCAAUCUUCUACUUCUUCUUCAGCACACGCUCCUGUUUUCACAGAAAACGAAAACAAGAUGUUCCUGGCCUCCUCGUCCUUAUCCCUCUCUCA
Amoebophrya sp. A25 is the source of this 582-nucleotide messenger RNA. The record is from the annotation of a GenBank genome assembly. NCBI's taxonomy places the organism in Eukaryota, Dinophyceae, Syndiniales, Amoebophryaceae.